Messenger RNA from Trichomycterus rosablanca, 3607 nucleotides. RefSeq names its product cylindromatosis (turban tumor syndrome), a (gene cyld). Gene Ontology annotation, cellular component: cytosol. Bases 337 to 3192 code for a protein of 951 amino acids. Gene Ontology annotation, biological process: necroptotic process; positive regulation of extrinsic apoptotic signaling pathway; regulation of mitotic cell cycle. The record is from RefSeq and is a predicted model, not a curated record. Lineage: Eukaryota; Metazoa; Chordata; Actinopteri; Siluriformes; Trichomycteridae. Gene Ontology annotation, molecular function: cysteine-type deubiquitinase activity; K63-linked deubiquitinase activity. The transcript has 19 exons.
UUCAAACAGACGUGGUGUAGAAAGGCUGGUUAAUUUGUAGUUGUUGUACAGUAAUGCUAGUAAGCUAGUUAGCGACUCGAAUAGGAACAGUGGCAAGUAAAGCUAACGUAGCUAGCUAGCAGAAGCAGCUACAUUAGCUCUGCUGUGUAAACAUGAAUAAAUCGCUUCUGGAGUGAAAAGAGGAAAAAUAAAGGAGCAGAUCUGAGACGAAACGUUUUUCUUUCAAGGAGGAGCUGCAUUGAGCUCUCAGUGCAGGGCUGAUCAUGCGAACGGCCCCACACCUCACCCGCUGACCGCUCACGUUUCGACCUGUGUCUGGGCCCCGGCGAUGCUGCCAUGAGCUCGGCGCUGUGGAGCCAGGAGAAGGGGGCGAGCAGCCCAAGAGACGACUGGCGCUUUUUCAUACUGCUGAAGGAAUGCGUGGUGGAGAAGGCGGCGCAGAAAGUGGUCCGCGUGCCGCGCGGCAGCCUGGGCCAGGCGUGUCCCGAGCGCACCAGCCUAGGGCGCCCGCUGCCUACCGCCAAGGGCAAGCGCAGCCUGCGCAUUCUGGACCAGAGCAACGUGGUGGUGAGCGUGGACGAGCGCGACACGCUGGAGCUAGACGAGACGCUGGCCGAGCUGCUCUUCCCCAUCACCAACUGUGAGGAGCGCCACGGGCUGCUGUGCGACACCUCACGCCUCCAGAGGGCUCAUGCCAUCCGCUGCGGCUCCAGGGUGCGCGUGCAGCUGCGGUCUGGUGACCCACCGUUGCCCGGAGUUGUGAGAUUUAAAGGGGCACUGCUGCCUGACCGGGCACUGUCCGGGAUCUGGUUCGGCGUCGAGCUACUGGAGGAGGGUCGCGGUCAGGGUUUCACCGAGGGCUCGUACCAGGGCCGGCAGCUGUUCCGCUGCGAGGACGAGUGCGGCGUGUUCGUGGCCGUCGAUAAACUCGAGCUCUGGGAGGACGAGGAGCUGGAGGUGGAUCACCUGAGCCUGGUGGAUAACGAGCCGGAGGCGGAGGGAGAUUACCCGCCGCUGGAGAUCAACUCGCGCGUGAUGGUGCAGACGCGCGACGGGCCCGAACGCGGCACCGUCAUCUUCUGCGACCUGUUACCUGGGAACGAGAGCCUCGGCUAUUACGUCGGGGUUUAUAUGGACAAUCCUAUCGGAGACUGGGACGGCUAUUUCGAUGGGAAACAGCUGUGUAAUUUCGCCAGCCACGAUCACACCCGUCUCGUGCCCAUCUGUGAUAUCAUGCCAGAAUACCCCAUGCAGGACCAGAGGUCGUCCAAAACUAGCUUUACUUUAAGAGGGAGCACUGAGAAGUUGGGGAGCCAGGCCAAACCAAAGAACAAAGGUCUGCAGGCUGCCAGCAGGAGCAAGUCCGAAUUUUAUUAUACGCUAAACGGCAGCUCGGUCGAUUCACCGGCUCAGUGCAAAUCCAAAAGCACGUGGUACAUAGAUGAAGUGGGCGAAGAUCCGGCCAAGUCUCUGACAGAAACGCCUCCUGACUUUAACCAAGCCUCAACGCCUCCUAGGGCGCCCCUCACCGCCCCCUCGCUGUCCAGUGACAGUAAGUUCCACUCGUUGCCCUUUAGCCUGUCUCGCAAGAGCGGCCCCAAUGAGAGCAUGAACCAUGGGCCGCUUUCACUGUCCGUCCAGUCUGUCAUGGGAGAGCAGCCGGAGUCCCCGGCCCCUCUGACUGCCCCAUCUCCAAGGCCGGCUUCACCUCCCAAAGGACAGCCAGGCUUAGAGGUCGGUUCGCUGGUGGAAGUUAAGGAGAACCCGCCCCUGUGUGGGGUGAUACGAUGGGUCGGCCUGCCGCCGGGUCUUCUGGAGCCUCUUGCAGGGCUGGAGCUGGAAGAAGAAUGUGUAGGAUGCACCGACGGCACAUUUAAAGGCACGCGCUACUUUACCUGCCCUCCAAAGAAAGCUCUGUUCGUCAAGCUGAAGUGCUGCCGCCCAGAUUCCCGCUUCCCCUCACAGCACCACUCGCCCAAUCCCAUCGAACGCUGCAAUUCCAUAGCGUUCGGUGGAUACCUGAGCGAGGUAGUGAACGAGAACACGCCCCCUCGGACGGAGGACGACGGCCUGGAGGUGAUGAUCGGCAAGAAGAAAGGCAUUCAGGGACACUAUAACUCCUGCUACCUGGACUCGACUCUCUUCUGUCUGUUCUCAUUUAGUUCUGUGUUGGAUACGGUGUUACUGAGGCCUAAGUCGAAAACGGAUGUAGAAUAUUACCUAGAGACACAGGAGCUGCUACGCACUGAAAUAGUCAACCCACUGCGAAUACAUGGUUACGUUUGUGCCACUAAGAUAAUGAAGUUGCGAAGGAUCCUAGAAAAGGUGGAGGCAGCAUCAGGGUUCACAUCAGAGGAGAAAGAUCCGGAAGAGUUCCUCAACAUUCUUUUCCACCACAUUCUGAGGGUCGACCCACUGCUUAAACUACGGUCUGCAGGGCAGAAAGUUCAGGACUGUUACUUCUAUCAGAUCUUCAUGGAUAAGAAAGAUAAAGUGCUGGUGCCCACUAGCCAACAGCUGCUGGAGUGGUCUUUUAUCAACAGUGACCUCAAAUUUGCUGAGGCUCCUUCCUGUCUCAUCAUCCAGAUGCCUCGGUUUGGGAAAGACUUUAAGAUGUUCAAUAAAAUCUUUCCGUCUCUGGAGCUGGACAUUACAGAUCUUCUGGAGGACACACCCAGAGAGUGUCGUAUCUGUGGGGGUUUGGCUCUUUACGAGUGCAGGGAGUGUUAUGAAGACGCUGACAUUACAGCGGGCAAGAUUAAGCAGUUUUGUGAAAAGUGCAAUACACAGGUGCAUCUGCACCCACGGCGUAAGAACCAUCGCUACAGCAAGCUCUCCCUGCCCAAAGAGCUGCAGGAGGGGACCUGGAGGCAGGCUACCUUCCCCCGCCAGCAGAUGGAGCUGUUUGCCGUGCUCUGCAUCGAGACCAGCCACUACGUGGCCUUCGUCAAGUACGGCUCCGCUUCCUCCUCCUGGCUCUUCUUCGACAGCAUGGCUGAUAGAGAUGGUGGGCAGAACGGAUUCAACAUCCCACAGGUGUCUCCGUGUCCCGAAGUGGGGGCGUACCUGAAAAUGACCCCUGAGGAGCUGCACGCCCUCGAUCCCAAAAACAUCCAGGGUUACGCACGCCGACUCCUCUGCGACGCCUACAUGUGCAUGUACCAGAGCCCCACAAUGAGCCUGUACAAAUAGAGCGCGCAGAGCAGAGCGGAACUGGAAGGACGCCGGCGGGUGAAUUAGCAGCUGAAGAACAAUUUAAAGGAGGACGCUGCUAAGAACCGACACUCCUUGUUCCUGUUAUGCCUGAAUAUCCCUGUAAAUAGUCUAAAAGAACAAGGAGAAGAGGAAGAGAGGAAGCUGAUUUGCACUGUGUGUGUGCUAAACAAGGUGCCUGGCAACUUCCAUCAGAAUUUCAAUAGAGAAUGAGGUGACAGAACGGAGAGAGAGAGAGAGAGAAAGUCUGCGAGAGAGACAGGCUGAAUCCUGUUGGCUGCCUUGCCAGUGAACCCCUUUCUGCUGGACACUGCUGGACACUGCUGAACCCACAAUCAACAUACUGUUUAGAAAACACUCCAUACUAUUAAAUUACUGAGUGACCUGAAGGUUA